GUGCAAGAAGCACUGGCUCUCAAGCUGCAAGAGGCUCGUGAAAAUGGGUUGCCUGGACCCGAAUGUGAUGAACUUCGCGACCUACUGUUUCGCUACAUCGAUGUUUUCCGUCUCUCAUUUAAUGACAACCCGCCGGUGCGAGUCCCGCCGCUGCAGGUGCGACUCAAGGAGGGAGCUCGGCCCGUCAAAGCAAAGGCGCGGCGUUAUCCUCCGGCGCACAAGCCCUACCUUGAGCAACAUAUCCGAGAGCUUGAAAAACACGGACUGGUUAAGAAGAACCACCGCAGUCACUGGGCUUCAGCACCACGGAUCGUGACUAAGCGACCGCCAGAUGACUACCGGAUGACGGUGGAUACGCGCGCU
This is a messenger RNA of Phytophthora sojae, 363 nucleotides long. RefSeq lists its product as hypothetical. The annotation marks the transcript as partial. NCBI's taxonomy places the organism in Eukaryota, Oomycota, Peronosporomycetes, Peronosporales, Peronosporaceae. The transcript has a single exon. The record is from RefSeq and is a predicted model, not a curated record.